AUGGCCCACCGCCAAUGGACUGAUCUGCCACCGUCUGGAAAUUAUUCGCUGGAGGGCUCGUCUCCCUCUGUUGUCCCGGAGCGUCCAGGCCUAGAUGCCGCCGGAAAACGUCCACAAGCAGAGACGAGGCUUAUCCACAAGAACCUCCGGACAGGAGUCGCAGCAUUCGAGACUUUGAAAGACAUCAUAUCAACCCCUGAGACUUUGAGUUAUUUUGAUAACGGAAGACGUACACGAGUUAUUGCUGACGCCUCACCUGUCGGAAUUGGGGCUGUAUUAGUCCAGUUUGAUGGAGAUAACACCACACCACAGGUCAUUGCUUAUGCCAGCAAGAGUCUGUCUAAAACGGAACAGAGAGCCACAUACAUCGUCGUGGAGUCUGCCGCUGUUGAUGUGACUGAAAUCGAAGAAGCUUCAGCUUUGGACCCGGAAUUUGGCAAAUUGCGUGAAUCAGUAAUGACAGGUAGGUGGACAGAGGAAGUCAAAGCAUACCAACCAUUUAGGGAUGAACUAACCGUGACAGGGAAUAUUCUUAUUAGGGGAAAUAAGUUGGUGGUUCCUGGAAAGAUUCGUUCUCGGAUGUUGAAUCUAGCCCAUGAAGGCCAUCCUGGCGAGUCAGCAAUGAAGAGACGCUUAAGGGAUCGAGUGUGGUGGCCAGGACUUGAUAACGAUGUCACUAAAUUUGUAAAAGUUUGUGAAGGUUGCAGCUUGGUUACAACUCCCAACAGACCAGAACCCAUGGUAAGACGUGAAUUACCAUCAGGGCCGUGGAUCGAUAUAGCCCUUGAUUUCUUGGGGCCACUCCCUUCAGGGAAAUACCUUCUAGUUGUUGUGGACUACUUUAAUCGCUAUAAGGAGGUAGAAAUUAUGAGCAAAAUAACUGCUAAAGAAACAGUAAAUCGUUUGGAUAAGAUAUUCGCACGGCUGGGCUAUCCACGAACGCUUACUGUCGACAAUGGUAGACAAUUUGUCAGUGCGCAGUUUGAUUAUUUCUGCAAGCAACGUGGAAUAACUCUCAAUAAAACGACUUCUUAUUGGCUACAGCAAAACGGAGAAGUUGAGCGCCAGAAUAGGUCGCUACUGAAAAGACUGAGAUUCAGCAACGAACUCAACCGAGACUGGAAGAAGGAUUUGUUAGAGUAUAUGGUCAUGUACUAUACAACACCUCACUCCACAACGGGAAAGACACCGACUGAACUUUGUCUGGGACGGACAAUCAGAGGCAAAAUUCCAUCUUUGCGAGACAUUGAGACACAACCACCACUAAAAACUGAGUACCGUGAAAGAGACAAAAUGUUGAAAGAAAAAGGGAAAGACAAGGAAGACAAGAAAAGGGGCGCCAAAGAAUCAGACAUCAUUAUUGGAGAUGUGGUUUUAAUAAAGAAUGUACUGCCAGGAAAUAAGCUUACCAUCACAUUUGGACGUAACCGAUUUAUUGUUACUGGGAAAGCAGGAGCGAGUGUAACGGUGAAGGACAUAAAAUGCAGAAAGAUCUUCUGUCGAAAUUCUACGCAUUUGAAGAAAGUGUAUGAACCUGAGGAUGCUCAAAGUGGGAAGGAAGCUGAUGAAGGACAACAGGACAUGCGAGAUCAGGAGGUAACUCAGUACAAUGACGACAUGCUUUGUGAGCAGGAUUAUGAUCAGGAGACGGAGGACAACAUCGAAGCAACAGAUCGAAUGAAUACUCAAACACGAAACAAACAGGUUUAUGAAUGUGACAGAACGAGAGCAAAGGAAUAA
This is a messenger RNA of Phlebotomus papatasi, 1740 nucleotides long. RefSeq lists its product as uncharacterized. Gene Ontology annotation, biological process: DNA integration. The transcript is spliced from 4 exons. The coding region runs from base 1 to 1740 and encodes 579 amino acids. Lineage: Eukaryota; Metazoa; Arthropoda; Insecta; Diptera; Psychodidae. Gene Ontology annotation, molecular function: nucleic acid binding. The record is from RefSeq and is a predicted model, not a curated record.